AUGGGUAGGAUAAAGAAGAGAAACUUUGACUUUAAUGAUGCAGUGGAAUUCUUGAACAAAUUGUGGGUUGAAAAACCUCUACUUCCUUUGGUAAUUCCAGUUUUGUUAGUUUUUUGGGCAAUUGAGAAGUGGUUCUUUUCUCUUUCAAAUUGGGUUGCUCUUGCUCUUUCUGUAUGGGUUACUAUUCAGUAUGGAAGUUAUCAACGUCGAAAUUUAGUGGAAGAUUUGAAUAAGAAAUGGAUGCAAGUGAUGCUACAGAAUUCGCAAGUAACCCCUUUAGAACAGUGUGAAUGGUUGAACAAGUUAUUGCUGGAUUUAUGGCCAAAUUAUAUCAGCCCAAAGCUUUCUUCAAGAUUCUCAUCUAUUGUUGAGAGACGCUUGAAGCAUCGAAAACCAAUGUUGAUCGAGAAGAUCGAGUUACAAGGAUUUUCACUAGGUUCCCGUCCUCCUAUAUUAGGACUUCAUGGAAUUCGCUGGGCAACUUCAGGCAAUCAGCAAAUUAUGCGUUUGGGUUUUGACUGGAACACAACGGAAAUAAAUAUCAUGUUGUCUGCUAAGAUGGCAAAGCCAUUAACAGGAACAGCUCGGAUCGUUGUAAAUAGCAUCCACGUCAAGGGUGAUCUUCUUAUGAUGCCAAUUCUAGAUGGAAAAGCUAUUCUGUACUCAUUUGUAUCGACUCCAGAUGUGAGAAUUGGUGUUGCUUUCGGGAGUGGCGGAAGCCAAUCUCUACCUGCAACAGAACUACCGGGCGUUUCAUCAUGGCUGGUUAAACUUGCCACUGAUACGCUAAGUAAGAGAAUGGUUGAACCUCGCCGCCAGUGUCUUGCUUUGCCAGCCUCAGACUUACAAAAGAAAGCUGUCGGUGGUGUACUAUAUAUCACAGUUUUCUCUGCUAGAAAAAUCUGUAGGAGCAGUUGGAAGGGCAGCCCCUCCAGAAGACAAAAGUGUUCGGACAUAGAUUCUUGUGAAGAGGAUCAACUGGAGAAGAAAAAGCUGCAGACAUUUGUGGAGAUUGAACUCGAAGAAUUGACGAGGAGAACAGAUGUGAGAACAGGAUCUAAUCCUACUUGGGACUCAACAUUCAAUAUGAUCUUACAUGACAAUGCAGGAAUUCUUAGAUUCCAUCUGUAUGAAUGUACUCCUGCCAGUGUGAAAUAUGACUACCUUACGAGCUGUGAAAUUAAGAUGAGAUAUGCUCCGGAUGACUCAACCAUAUUUUGGGCGACGGGAGCUGAUUCCACCGUGAUUGCCGAGCGUGCUGAGUUAUGUGGAAAAGAAAUUGAAAUGACUGUUCCAUUUGAGGGGGUUAAUUUAGGGGAGUUGACGGUGAAGCUUGUAUUGAAAGAGUGGCAAUUUGCAGAUGGUUCACACAGCUUGACUAAUUUCAAUCUGAGCUCUCAGCAUUCACCAUACAAGGAAUCAAACUUUAUCCCAAAAACUGGGAGGAAAAUUUGCAUAACUGUCGUUGAAGGGAAGGGCCUUAUUGUGAAGGACAAAAUUGGGAAAUCUGGUCCCUACGUUAAAUUGUAUUAUGGGAAGGCUUCCAAAAGAACCAAAAUCGUCUCAUAUACUUCAAAUCCAAUCUGGAAUCAGAAGUUCGAAUUUGAUGAAAUAGGAGGAGGUGAAUAUUUAAAGAUAAAGUGUUACCAAGAAGAAACAUUUGGAGACGAGAGCAUUGGUAGUGCACGAGUUAAUUUGGAAGGUCUUAUAGAAGGUUCGAUAAGAGAUGUCAAUAUUCCCCUCGAAAAAGUGAAUUCUGGAGAGCUGCAGCUUCAAAUUGAAGCAGUGAGAGUUGAAGACGAUGAAGGAAAUAAGGGUUCGCAUGCAAGUUCAGGUAAUGGUUGGAUUGAACUUGUUCUGAUCGAAGCAAGAGAUCUUUUUGCUGCUGAUCUCAGAGGAACAAGUGAUCCAUAUGUGAGAGUACACUACGGAAACUUGAAGAGAAGUACUAAGGUUAUAUAUAAAACACUGAAUCCGAAAUGGCAUCAGACUUUAGAAUUUCCCGAUGAUGGUAGUCUCCUCGAGUUGCAUGUAAAAGAUCAUAACGCACUAUUGCCCACAUCAAAAAUUGGGGAUUGUGUAGUCGAAUAUCAAAUGUUGCCUCCCAAUCAGAUGGCUGACAAAUGGAUACCACUUCAAGGAGUAAAACGGGGCGAGAUCCAUAUUCAAAUUACACGAAAAAUCCCUGAAUUGGAGAAGAAACCAAGCUCAGACUCUAAAUUAUCCCCAGCUAAAAUGCACCAUCUAAUUUCUGAUCAGAUGAAGGAUAUGAUGAUCAAGCUUCAGUCGUUGGUAGACGAUGAUGAUUUUGAAGGAGUUUCAAAAUCAUUAAGUGAGCUCGAAAGUCUGCAUGAAACUCAAAAAGAGUACAUGGUUCAGCUUGAGACAGAGCAGGAGCUUCUUCUCAGCAAGAUAAACGAGCUCGGACAGGAAAUAAUUAACUCAUCACCUUCCUUGAGCAGAAGGGUUACCAUUCCUUGA
Fraxinus pennsylvanica is the source of this 2481-nucleotide messenger RNA. NCBI's taxonomy places the organism in Eukaryota, Viridiplantae, Streptophyta, Magnoliopsida, Lamiales, Oleaceae. The record is from the annotation of a GenBank genome assembly.